Pyrus x bretschneideri (Chinese white pear) is the source of this 826-nucleotide messenger RNA. RefSeq names its product dolichol-phosphate mannose synthase subunit 3. Gene Ontology annotation, cellular component: endoplasmic reticulum membrane; dolichol-phosphate-mannose synthase complex. The transcript is spliced from 4 exons. The coding region runs from base 14 to 460 and encodes 148 amino acids. The record is from RefSeq and is a predicted model, not a curated record. Gene Ontology annotation, biological process: GPI anchor biosynthetic process. Lineage: Eukaryota; Viridiplantae; Streptophyta; Magnoliopsida; Rosales; Rosaceae.
UCUUUCACCCCAAAUGUCAAUUUUUCGUUAUCCUCAUAAUAUGCCCCUUUGGAGUCCUUUUAGGGUUUACCCUCUCAAUUUUCUCUGCUCCCCGCCUGCCCUAAACGAACACCUUGGUCUCAGUCGCUCUUCUGCUUCGUCUCUGUCACAAAAUUCACUAGGAGUGGGAACUAUUUUAUAUAAAUCAAUGAAGCAUAUUGUGAAAAUUCUGACAUUGGUGGUGGCCAUCUCUGCCUUGUGGAUUGGUCUCUUACAGACGUCUAUUAUCCCACGUAGUCAUACUUGGUUGCUACCAAUAUAUUUCAUUGUGUCUCUAGGAUGCUAUGGCCUGCUAAUGGUCGGAGUUGGUCUCAUGCAAUUUCCGACUUGUCCUCAAGAAGCAGUACUGUUGCAGCAGGACAUAGCUGAGGCCAAGGAUUUUUUAAAGCAGAAAGGGGUCGAUGUGGGUGGCUGUGAUUGAUUCUGCACUCGGAGUACUCCCUCUUCUGUGUUUGGAUACGAAGAAAAGACCAAAUUUAGUUUAGAAUCCUUUGAACUCCGCUCGUUCUUGCAGAGAUAUGGUGGAUGACUUCAUGACACACCUUAUUGUUUCCGACUUACGGAAAAUUAGAGUUUUUAACUUGCCAGGUUUUACUGGGUUAAAGCAAUGAACAACGCCUUGGGAGUUUCUAACUUAUAGCUUCAAAGAAAAAGCCAUUGAAUUGUGGGAAGUAGAGAGAACUUUUGGAAAGUGUACAUCUCACCGUUGAUCAGUUCCUGUCUGUUUGUGUCUGGGAUGAAAUGUUUAUUUUUGUUCUUCAGUACAAAUAUAGAAGUUUUUUGUCGA